This is a messenger RNA of Asparagus officinalis (garden asparagus), 2976 nucleotides long. RefSeq names its product ABC transporter A family member 7-like. Gene Ontology annotation, molecular function: ATP binding; ATP hydrolysis activity; lipid carrier activity. The record is from RefSeq and is a predicted model, not a curated record. Gene Ontology annotation, cellular component: intracellular membrane-bounded organelle; membrane. The transcript has 18 exons. Gene Ontology annotation, biological process: lipid transport; transmembrane transport. Lineage: Eukaryota; Viridiplantae; Streptophyta; Magnoliopsida; Asparagales; Asparagaceae. The coding region runs from base 69 to 2816 and encodes 915 amino acids.
GAUUUAAUUCCCUCUGUUUUCUCUCUCUACUUUCAGGGAACCCUCCACUUUCUCUCUCUAGGAGUCCAAUGGCGGACUCAUCGGAGGGCCUCGGAGCUGCGAGUUUCGUCACUCAGGCCAAUGCUCUUCUUCGAAAGAAUGCCACCUUUCAAAAACGCAAUAUGAAGACGAAUUGUUGUAUAAUUUCAUUCCCCGUUAUCUUCUGUUUGUUAAUCGGUGUGGCCAAUAUUAUAAUUCAUAACAUCAUUAGUAGACAACCUGAAGCACAAUGCGAUGGUAACUCGAUGAAUCCUAAGUGCCCUAUCGCUAGUCCUCCCAAAUGGCUACCUUUACUCCAAGUUCCUCGCCCUGAGAGCCGUGCUUGUAGAGCUGAUUAUAUCCCCUUCACAGACCUUCCUGAUGAGUCCUGCAGAAGAACACAAAAGUGUCCUGCCACUAUACUUUUGACCGGUGGAAAUCGUUCUUUUGCAGAGAGUGUGGGGCAAAACUUAUUCCCGAGCUUGCUAUCUUUAAAUAUUUCUGAAUAUGGGAUCACACUACCUGCCUCUAUCAUGGGGACAGACUCAGAGACUGGAGAUAACCAGUUUGAUGAACCUGCAUUUUACUCUUUGAGUCCACUAUAUGUCCUUCAAUCUAAAUGCACGCGAAGUCUUGCAGUCCCUCUUCAGAUAGUUUCAAAAAAACUUGAUAAAGAGAUUGCAUGCAUUGAAGGCUUACCUUUGUGGCGUGAUAAUUCCUCACUGGUAAAUGACGAGUUGUUCAAGGGUUACCCGGAAGGGAAUAAAGAGAAGAAAUCUAAUGAAAUCACCGCAGCUUAUGAUUUCUUGACCUCAAAUGAAAAUCGUUAUAUGAUUAAUAUUUGGUACAAUUCAACCAAUGGUGGUACUGACAAUAAAAUAAUGCGUGUUCCACGUUCAGUGAAUGCGGUCUCCAAUGCUUACCUCCGUCUUCUGAGAGGUAACGAUAUGAAUAUACAGUUCGAAUACGUCAAAGAAAUGCCAAGACGAGCAUCAGACAUUACGUGGGAUAUUUCUAUUAUUCUGAGGCAGCUCUUCGUUGUAUGGAUUCUAGAACUUAUAUUUCCGGUCAUAUUGACAAACCUGGUCUAUGAGAAGCAGCAUAAGUUGAAAAUUAUGAUGAAAAUGCAUGGGCUUGGUGAUGGGCCUUAUUGGAUGAUAUCUUAUGCUUAUUUUUUCUGUAUAUCAUUUGUUUAUGCACUCUUGUUCAGGCUAUUUGGUGAUCUGGCAGGUAUAAGUCUCUUUCGUUUGAAUGCCAACGCCAUAUUGUAUCCGUUCCUUUUUAUUUAUACCAACUUACAGGUUGCAUUAGCAUUUUUUGUGGCAACAUUCUUUUCUGAUGUUAAAACUGCUCAAGUAAUAGGUUAUAUAUACGUAUUUGCUUCUGGUCUAUUAGGGGAAUAUCUAUUCAAACCUUUUGUGGAAGAUGCUUCCUUCUCAAGAACCUGGGUUUUAAUAAUGGAGAUCUUUCCUGGGUUUUCCUUAUUCAGAGGCAUAUAUGAGCUGUAUGACUCUUCACUCUCUGCAAGUGUGGGAGCUUCUAGCAUGCAAUGGAGAGACUUGGAUGAUAGCAGUAAUGGAAUGAAAGUUCUUAUGAUACUAAUGAGUGUCGAAUGGCUGGUAUUGCUUCUAUUUGCAUUCUUCUUGGAUAAGGUUGGCAUUGGUAAUACUCUAUGUUUUUGGCGAUGCUUCCAAAAUAUGUCAUCGUCAUCUAGUAAUAAACCCGGCGAAUCAGUAGUCCUUAAUGAGAUGACGAAGGACGAUAUUGCUCAUGAGAAGGAGGUGGUCGAAAAAUUACUGCUACAGCCUAGUUCUAAUUAUGCAAUCAUCUGCAAUAACAUGAAAAAGGUGUACCCGAGUAGGGAUGGAAACCCAGAGAAGUGUGCAGUUAAAGGGUUAUCUCUUGCCUUGCCUCAAACAGAAUGUUUUGGAAUGCUUGGUCCUAAUGGUGCUGGGAAAACAUCUUGGAUAAGUAUGAUGACUGGGUUAACGAAACCAACUUCGGGCACUGCUUAUGUUCAAGGAAUGGAUAUCAGAUUCAAUAUGGACAAAGUGUACACUAGAAUUGGCGUAUGUCCACAGCAAAACCUACUUUGGGGAACACUUACUGGGAGAGAGCAUUUGUUGUUUUAUGGUCGAUUAAAGAACCUAAAAGGACACGCAUUGACUCAGGCUGUUGAGCAUUCUCUGAAGAGUCUGAAUUUAUUUCAUGGUGGUGUUGCUGAUAAACAAGCAGGGAAAUAUAGUGGUGGUAUGAAGCGAAGACUUAGUGUUGCCAUUGCUCUGAUUGGUGAUCCUAAGGUUGUCUACUUGGAUGAGCCUAGCACAGGACUAGAUCCAGCAUCAAAAAAUCACUUGUGGAAUACUCUAAAGCGAGCUAAACAAGACAGGGCAAUAGUUCUUACCACGCAUUCAAUGGAAGAAGCAGAGUAUCUAUGUGACAGAUUGGGCAUAUUUGUGGAUGGUGAAAUGCAAUGUGUGGGGAACCCGAAAGAGCUGAAGGCUAGAUAUGGAGGAACUUAUAUCCUAACGAUGACAACGACCUCUGAGGAUAAUGAAGAAGAGGUAGCAGCUCUGGUCCACGGACUCUCUUCUCAUGCCAUAAAGAUAUAUCAUUUGUCGGGGACCCAGAAGUUUGAGAUACCGAAGAAGGAUGUUACCAUAGCUGGAAUUUUCCACGCAGUGGGCAAGGCCAAGAGCAGGUUCCCCAUACAAGCAUGGGGGCUGACCGAUACCACACUGGAGGAUGUUUUUAUCAAGGUGGCUAAAGGAGCAGAAGCAUUUAGUGAAUUGUCCUGAUUAUGCAAAAACUUGUUUUUGCCUUGCAGAAUGAGCAAAAAUAUUAUGGAAUGGUUAAGCUUCUGUAAUGAUGGGUUUGUAGUAUUUAUAAUUAACAACUUGUGUUUAUUUUAUUGUCAGCGAAAUAAAGUAGCAUUUUUGUGGCAUUUUGUUCUGUUUA